Molecule: messenger RNA, 2409 nt
Organism: Pieris macdunnoughi
Lineage: Eukaryota; Metazoa; Arthropoda; Insecta; Lepidoptera; Pieridae
Source: the annotation of a GenBank genome assembly
AUGAAGGAAAACGCUGUACUUAAGUGGCAAAAAAGUGAUUUGAUGAUAGUUUUCGGCGGCGGAAACGAAGGGAUAGUUCAUGAGCUUCACGUAUUCAAUACUACAACAAACCAAUGGUUCGUGCCUGUUACCAAAGGUGAGGUCCCUCCGGGAUGCGCUGCCUAUGGUUUCGUCGUGGACGGAACACGUCUUCUGGUUUUUGGCGGCAUGGUGGAGUAUGGCAAGUAUUCUAACGACCUUUAUGAACUACAGGCCUCCAGAUGGGAAUGGAAGCAUUUGAAGCCACUUCCACCAAAGCAGGGACUGCCUCCUUGCCCGCGUUUGGGACAUAGCUUUACUCUUCUUAACGGUAAAGUGUAUUUGUUUGGUGGACUGGCUAAUAAGAGUGAUGACCCAAAGAACAAUAUUCCGAGCUACCUUAAUGAUUUAUAUACAUUGGAACUGUAUCCAAAUUCGUCAAUGACUGUAUGGGACAUACCAUUAACAUAUGGUCAAUCGCCGCCCCCACGCGAAUCUCACAGUGGUGUGGCUUAUACAGAUAAAAAUACUGGGAAAUCAUCACUGAUAAUCUAUGGGGGAAUGAGUGGUUCCCGACUAGGAGAUCUCUGGAUCCUUGAUAUAGAUAGUAUGUCAUGGACUCGACCUGAAUUAGGAGGUAUAUCACCACUACCACGUUCCUUACACACAGCUACUGUAAUUGGACACCACAUGUAUGUGUAUGGUGGUUGGGUACCACUUGUCCCUGAUGAAUCUAAAUUAGCAACUCACGAAAAGGAAUGGAAGUGUACUAACACCCUUGCAUCACUUAACUUGGAGACUAUGACAUGGGAUGAUAUAUCUCUGGACAACUUUGUAGAAAGUGUCCCUAGAGCUCGCGCUGGCCAUAGUGCAGUAGCUAUACAAACUAGACUAUAUAUUUGGUCAGGUCGUGAUGGUUAUAGGAAAACAUGGAAUAACCAGAUUUGCUGCAAGGAUUUGUGGUACUUAGAAGUAGGAGUUCCACCACAAGCAGGACGUGUUGCUCUUGUAAGAGCUGGCACUACUUCUUUAGAGUUGUGUUGGCCAGCUAUGAAUACAGUUACAACUUAUCUACUGCAAGUCCAAAAAUGUGGUAAAGUGACCCCUGCUAGGUUCCCAUCUGCAUCUGAGCCUGUAACAGCACCACCACCUGCAUCUCCUGUGGCAUCUCAACCAGACGCAGCAAAGGCCUUUGGAUUGACAUCCCCAAUUGCAACAUUACCUACACCUGAGAUACCUACCCGAUCAACAAUUGCUGCUGCAACUCCUGCACAUACUACACCUCAAAAAAUAGUAUCUGGAUCCAUUAAAGUACCAGGACAAUCUGCUGGUGUAAAGAUAGCUCCAAGCCCUCCAACAAUAAAACAGUCAUAUCCUGGGAAAACAAUUGCCAAGUCACCUGCUCCUGGAUCAUCGCAACAAAUUAAAGUGGCAGCAAUUACACCACAAGGUGUUACAAGAAUUGUGAGUGGAGUAGGCACUCCUGGCACAGUACGUGUUUCAACCCCUCAGUCUAAUACACAGAUUGUUCUCAGUUCUCCUGUUGGAUCUAGCACACCACGUUUCGUACAAGUUAAGACUGGUACAUCUGCAGGAGUCCCUGUAAAACUUGGUGCGGGUAAUACUGUAAAAUUGGCCAGUAACACACUAAAGAUUGGCACUGCAAAUCUCCAGGGUAAGAUAGCAAAUAGUGUUCAAAAAGUUGCUUCAAAUGUUCCAUUAAAGUUAAGUGCUGGCAAUGUUAAACUUGGUACAAGCAAUGUAUUGGUUAAAUCUGCAGGAGGAGUCCCUAUGCAAAGUGGCAUGCAAACAAAAAUAACUGGAGGUGUCCCUGUUAAACUAGGUUCUGGCAAUUUACCUGUUAUUGGCAGUGCUGGCGGAACUAUACAGAUAGCUAGUGGUGCUCUGACGGGACAAGGGGGCAAAGCUCCUGUGUAUAAAAUAGUGACUGCAAAAUCUGGUGAACAAAGCACAGUAGUAACAUCUGUGGCAGGCAGUUUGAGUGCUACCGGUGCGACAGUUCUACGACAAGCUGGUGGCAAUGCAGGUAUACCUGUUAUUAUAAAGAAGACACCAGGUGCCCAUGCACAAACAAGUUCUGCUCCACAAUAUGUUACAUUAGUCAAGACCUCAACUGGCAUGACCGUUGCAACUGUGCCUAAAAUGGCAAUGAUGCAAAAUAGACCUGUAGUAUCUAGUGGGGCACAGGGUCAGGGAAUUUCUCCGGGAGCAACAAUUGUUAAAUUAGUAUCGGCAAAUACUGUAGGAGGUAAUAAGAUAAUCACUUUACCAUCAAAUGUUCUCCAACUGGGUAAAUCAGGAGUUGGUAACAAGCAAACAAUAGUAAUCACAAAGUCUGCUAACCAAUCACAGCAUGGGCAACAGCAGUGA